AUGGCGUGUCGUUGGUUGAAAGGUUACAGUAAACAAAAUAAACAAUGCCAAAAUAGGAGAGGUUUCUCCAAAGUCCUGCAAAAGGCGAGGAAAUUGGCUGUAGAUCAUUGCGAGGAGCAAUUUAGAUACGACCGUUGGAAUUGCUCGUAUAAGAAAUCGAUGUUUCAAAGAGUUUUCAGGGAGACUGCAUUCAUGUAUGCUUUAUCCGCUUCAGCUGUGAUGUUCACCACAGCUCAAGCAUGCAGCGAAGGUGUUUUGCAGAAAUGCUACUGCGCUGAACAAGCUAGACACCAAAGGAAAGACAAUUGGCAAUGGGGUGGCUGCGGGGAUAACACCAAAAAAGCCAGGAAAAUAGCCAAAAGGUUUCUUAAUCUGCAGUACGAAGACAGAGCUUCAGAUGUGUUGAACCAUAACACUAACGUCGGUUUCAAUGCUGUUAAAGAAAGCGAAAAGAAAAUUUGCGUUUGCCAUGGAGUUUCCGGUUCUUGCGUUCUGAAGACUUGCUGGAAGGAAGUACGCGAUUUUUCGAACAUCGCUCAGAGGCUGAAGCAGAAAUACAGCAACGCAACAUAUGUUGAUAUAGGCAACCAGGUGAACUCCACUCGAAAGAUAGUCAACUCUCCCAACGAAUUGUUGUAUUUGUCUUAUGGUCCACUGUUUUGUGACACUACCGUUGGGAGGCGCUGCAAGGAUGCCGCAAAUUGCGCAACAUUGUGCUGUGGUAGAGGACCAAUCACUCAAACAGUACUUGUAACUAAACGGUGCCGAUAUAGAUGGGACGAGAGGCAUUAUAAUGUGACUUUUUCGUAUUGCCAGGAAAAUGAAGAGCACUACUAUU
Molecule: messenger RNA, 838 nt
Organism: Nicrophorus vespilloides
Lineage: Eukaryota; Metazoa; Arthropoda; Insecta; Coleoptera; Silphidae
Gene: Wnt4
Product: protein Wnt-4
Exons: 3
Biological process (GO): cell fate commitment; multicellular organism development; neuron differentiation
Cellular component (GO): extracellular region
Molecular function (GO): cytokine activity; frizzled binding
Source: RefSeq, a predicted model, not a curated record